AAUCGAGAUGGUCUUUUCGUAGGAGAAGAGAACUGAACAGGCACUUGUUUCUCGCGAUGAAAAAUCGAGAUGAACUCACCUUAAUAUGAGGUGCGAGCAACUGGCAACAUCGGCAGAAAUGCUCAGGGCCGCAAUGCGCAACUUUUAUCAAGGUAGUGCUCCCUUUUAGGGCACACCACCUUUCAUUUCAUACCUACCUCAUACCGACCAUCUGUCUACAGUACUUGGUUCACGAGUCAAAAAAUACGGGCAUGACGGGGGGCGAUUGGGGAAUGGGGAGGUGGGGGAUGUUACCGAAGGGAUCCGUUUUACUACAAGGGAAAAGAGUUUACACCCGGGCAAAACACGAGGUUCUUCUGUGUCCUGAGCAGCUAGAUGAGGUACCUUGCCUUUCAACUGCGUUACUGCAGUAGUGACAAAUAUCACAUUUCCGGAGCCUCGACAAGGUUGCUGCAGGGUUAAUGCAGGGCGGCAAGCUAAGGUACCUAGGGUCCACAAUUCUCCCGAGUACCACCGCUCUUUCUUUUGCUCUCCCCUGCGGGAUGGUUGCUCUUUCCAUCUUAAAAGGGCAGCUUGUGCCGCCCUCGAGCUCGAGAGACGGUUGAGAAAUGCUCUCGUUGUUGUGCAAGACGCUCCCUCUCUGGUCACUCUCCGACGGACCUUGACUGCCAUUCACCAGCCGUCUACGCCCACCUCAGCCAGCUGCUCCCCCCGACGUCGACGGGGACUGAUUUCAUACGAUGGCGGGACCCAAGAAGCCGGUCAACGUCUUCAAGUUGAAGAACCUCAAUGUUCCGCCCGAGGUCUUCAACUGGCGCCUAUGGUUCGCCGUGCUCUCCUUUGCGCUCCUCGGCGCCGCACGUGGUGUGGAUGAGGGCUUGAUCUCGGGUGCUUUCAACAGCAAAAACUUUCAGGACUCGAUCAACUACAAGUCCUACAGCACAGUCGAUCAGGCUAACAUCAAGGCCAAUGUAUCAGCCAUGGUGCAGAUUGGUUCUGUUGGUGGCUCGCUAUUUGCUUUUCUGGUCUGCGAUCGCAUAGGACGAAUCUGGGCCGUCAGGCAGCUUUGCGCCAUCUGGAUUCUGGGCAUUGGGCUUUUCCUAGGUGCCAAUGGUAACCUUGGAAUGAUCUACGCUGGAAGGUUCAUCGCUGGCUUGGGAGUCGGACAAACUCCUGUCGUCGGUCCCGUCUACAUUGCCGAGAUCGCGCCACCAGAGGUCCGAGGUCUCUGCACCUGCAUUUUCACCGGUUUCGUCUACCUGGGAAUCGUGCUGGCCUAUUUCGCCAACUACGGCUGCCAGAUCAACAUGGGCGACAACACGCCUGCUCGUUGGAUGGUUCCUACAUCUCUUCACAUCAUGUUUGCCACCAUCAUCUUCUGUCUGAGUUUCAUGCAGUACGAGUCUCCCAGGUUCUUCAUCAAGCAGGGCAAGCAUGAAGCCGCUCAGUACAACAUGGCCCGCCUGCGCAACCUCCCAGAGGAUCACCCCUACGUGUUGAACGAGAUUGCAGCUAUUGAGAUGGCUCAUCAAGAGGAGAUGGAGGCAACCAAGGGCACUGGUUUCUGGGGCAUGCUGAAGGAGAUGUUUACCGUUCCCAGCAACCUCUACCGUAUCUGGUUGGCCCUGAUGGCUCAGAUCAUGUCGCAGUGGUCGGGCGCCGGAUCUAUCACGCUAUACGCCCCGGAUCUCUUCAAGCUGCUUGGCAUCGCAGGCACAAACGAGACUCUCCUCGUCACCGCCGUUUUCGGAAUUGUCAAGCUUAUCGCUGCCAUCAUCUGCGCUCUGUUCCUCGUCGAUGUGAUCGGCCGGAAGCGCUCCCUCCUCAUCGGUAUCAGCUUGCAAGCUGUGUCAAUGAUCUACGUUGCCAGCUUCCUCACUGCAGUACCUAAGCUGGGCGUUGAUGAAGCUCUCGCUAUGAACGACGCGCAGCUGGGAGCCUCCAAGGGCGCUAUUGCCAUGAUAUACAUCAGCGGCUUCGGCUGGGCCUUGGGCUGGAACUCGAUGCAAUACCUCCUUACCUCGGAGCUGUUCCCCCUGAGGAUCCGAGCCCUGGCCACGUCGAUGGCCAUGACUUUCCACUUUGCCAACCAGUAUGGCAAUGCACGCGCCUUACCCAACAUGCUCCUGCCCUUCGGGAAGGGUGGCAUCAACCCCAACGGAUCCUUCUGGACGUUUGCUAUAAUCACGAUCCUGGGUGGUUUCUGGGUUUGGUUCUUUGUUCCCGAGACGGCUGGAAGGUCGCUCGAAAGCAUGGACCGGCUUUUCGCUCUGCCCUGGUACCGUAUCGGUCGCUACGGCAACGCGGAUGCCGAGGAGCAGGAUGCGGUGUACAAGACCAAGGAAGAAGAGGCCGGCGUCUCUAGUGGUGCACAUGUGGAGAAGACACGAGAGAUUGCUUAAUCAUGCGAUGUUUAUGUUUGCGCUCAAUUAUGUGCCCGCUAGAGGUUUGAGACAAAAAGCAUGGUUUUUUUUUAUUUUGCCACGAAUACCCAUGAUCAUUCAUACUCUACAUAGUUCAAUGACAAUGAAAAUACAGAUUUUA
This is a messenger RNA of Pyricularia oryzae 70-15, 2544 nucleotides long. RefSeq names its product quinate permease. The record is from RefSeq and is a predicted model, not a curated record. Gene Ontology annotation, molecular function: carbohydrate:proton symporter activity. Lineage: Eukaryota; Fungi; Ascomycota; Sordariomycetes; Magnaporthales; Pyriculariaceae. The transcript has 3 exons. The coding region runs from base 741 to 2402 and encodes 553 amino acids. Gene Ontology annotation, cellular component: membrane. Gene Ontology annotation, biological process: carbohydrate transport; transmembrane transport.